GGGGAGGGACUGUGGGUCAGAAUCACAGCCCGCUGAAGAGAGGGGGUGUAUGGAGCCAGGGAGAGAGGGUUUAGAGAUCAGCCAGCCAGGGACAGGGGCAGACAAAACCUGUAGGUUCCUGUGGAUGCCCUAGAAUUGGGCAGUUCCUUCUGAGUGAGGCAUGAAAGCAAUGAGUGCUGAGCUGACAACUAAUGUUGCAAUUUUAAAAACUUAAAAAUAAAUUUUCAAUUAGGCUGUGGAGCCUCAGAAGGGCUCACUCACAAAUGGGAUAUUACCAAGGUCAGCCAUCCGGAGGGAAGUCCCUAAGCACAUAGAACAUUAAGUGUACACCCCCCACGCAGCAAGUCCACUCUCGCUGAGAUGGAAGGAAAUGCGUAGGAGGAAGUCCUCACUGGUAACAUUGUAUCCGCAGCAACCAGGCUGCUCAGCACCAGGGUUUAUUAACGACAGUGUAGUUUAAACAAUGCUGACCUGUUGGAAGUAAUGGAAGAGGUUCAUAUGCACACAUGGAUAAAAUUAAAUGUUUAAGCCUGACAAAAAAUAAAAAACCAGAUGAGGCCUAAAGAGGAAAAAUUAUUUACUUAAAAGAUGCAAACACACUAUGAAUUCUUUAAGUAUCUGUAGAGAUGAUUUGAAAGUCAGAGUGAAACCACAUUAUUUACACUUGAGUUGGUGACUCAGAGAUGGAGGGAAACAUGAUCUGAAAUGGUUAUAAAGAAAAAAAUAUAAAAGAGAGGCCUUUAGGUGGCUAAUGAUGACAGUGUUAAUAAGUGUGAGUAAACUCUGCUUCUGGGUCCUAGGAAACACCGACAGAAAAUGCCACAAGUGCUCUGCUGGCAUGGCUGGAAGGCAAGCGGCUACAGCCUCUUGCAGCCAGAGGGACACCUCCCUUCAACCCACACCCCUGGUGUUUAGGAUUCCCAGCAGCCCUGUUACCUCUCUAACAUCGUGAGCAGCUUUAGAAAGCAGGAUCAGGACAGUCACAGGCCUCCACCUGAGAUGCCCAGGUGUGUCAGAGAGGCAGGAAGGCUUUGGGGUCUGAGGACAGUGUGGGACAGUGGCAGACACUCCUGAGAUGGCCUCUUCCAGCUGGGAAAUGACUCAGAGCCUCCAUGGGAGUUCGGCCAUCACGGUGCCCACUGGGUAGGUUGGGUGGCAUUGCUGACCUGCCAGGACACACCUCCCACCCACUGGGUCAGCUGCGAGAACCCAGGGUAGAGAAGCCAAGGAGCAGACAGGUCGCAAGCUCUUAUUUGAAUGCAGUGGCUCUGCCCCUGUGAAAGUUUUGGGAGAUGUAAGGCCGCUUCGGGGAGCCCAGGCUCCACAGCAGAGCAUCAGGAAGCAGAGUCACAUCUGAACCAUACCCUGGGCUCCUGUCCUGACCCUCCUCACUCACUGCACAGGGGAGGGGAGACUUCACCUGGGGGCAGGGGAUCCACACGUGGCUCUGCUCCAUACACCCCCUCUCCUCAGUGGGCUGUGAUUCUGACCCACAGUCCCUCCCCUCUGUCCUGUUUAGGGUCUGUGGCUCAGGCACGGCCAGCUCAGCCACCCUCAGCAUCCGAGGGUUCUGAACAAAAGCCACCGUUGUCUGCAGUGAGGACAGCAGCAACAUUGGCAGUGUUGACAGCCGGGGCCAACAUUACACAAUCUUCACAUGUACACCCUGUGAGCAUUUUCUGUCAUUCUGUGCUUUGUAAGUCAUUUUCUUAAAGGGGACUUUUGCUAUGCCAGCUAGUUUCAAUAUUUAUGUAGACCAAUGUUUUUUUCUCAAGAUUAGUAUUUUUGUGUCCUAAAACAACUACACACACACACGCACACACACAUAUUCACACACUCUAUAUCAUAUAUAUGUUAUUUAGGGUAUAAAGAUGUUAUUUCGUAUUUUUCUGGAAUCUCUAUAUUUUUUCAUUUUAUAUGAAGAGUGUGAGUCAAAUCAUUUUUGAAUUUGGGAUAAUGCAGGGACCAAUUUUUACUGCACUGAAGGCACUGCAGACCUGAAGCCGUUAAAGAGAUGGGAGUAGUUGCUGUAGUUUGUACAGCAGGGCCUGAGUUUUGGUGAGGAAGGGUGGGAGCAGUGACGCACCCACUCAGAGCUGGUGCAGCCACUGUCCCUUCUCAGCCAGGCAUGAGGCCAGGCUGCUCUGAUCAAUAGGCAGUGAGACCCUGGGAGCUUGCAGACUUCACUCCUUGAGCCGUCCAAGCACCAGCCCUGCAGGCCACUUUUUCAGUUAAUGAAUCCUAUUAACUGCCCAGCAGCCCAGUUUGGUCAGUUGGGAGGUGAAUCUAAUUCUAAGGGCAACUGUCACAUGGGCACUUGGUUUGGAAUGUCCUGGGUUCUGAGUCAGUUGAAAGUCAAGAAGGCUACUGGUCAUUCGGGGCGGUCACCUGACCACAGGGAAGCCUCCCCACAAGGCAGCUACAGAGUCAAGUGCUAGGGCAAAUAGACAUAAAUUUGGACCCCUGGGCCUUCGGCAGGGCUGCUUCUGGGGAAAGUCAUUGCAUUUUGGGUCAGGGGUUGAAAUGUAAAGCUGGGAGUUGAAUCAAGAUUUGGGCCCUUCUCUUGGGUCAAGCAACUUCUCCAGGCAUCAAUGUCUCCCUGCAGCAGGCGCAGGGGUGGGAGGAUUUGGGAAAGGAGUGAGGAGGGUCCGUGCUUUGGAGUCCAGGGCAUGGACUCCUGGUCUCAGGCGCUCAGGAGUCUCCAUCUCCAGGGAACCAACUAAAUUCCCUGCCUUAGCUUCAUUACUCCUCAGUGUUGUUACUACUCUGAGCAAGUCCCUGAAUCUCUCUAAAUUUCAGUGCCCUGAAUCAUAAAAGUCUCAACCCCUACUCUGCCCAGCCCACAUCACUUACUUAUAACAGAUUUUUUUCCAUGAGCUGUAAAGCAUUAUGCCCAUGCCAUGUGGAAAAGUGGGGCCCUAUCCUCCCCGGCCUUCCAUGUCACCUCUCAUGGACCUGUCCUGAUGCUGCACGUCUUUAUCCUUCCAGAUAUGUAGUCAUUGAACUUAUGUGGGCAGCACUUAGGAAAUGCCCAUCAUUUUUCUUUGGGCUGUGUAUUGAUCUUUAGCCUCAUAGCAUGAUAGUAAUAAGCAGGCCCUAGUAACGUGUUCACAUCCCAGAACAGGGAGCUGAGGACAGAGGGGCUGAGUGACAUUCCCAGGCACACGUGGCUUUGAUUUCAGGCCAUCAGACACCAGCACUCAUGCUCCAGUCACUGUGUUGUGCUGACUGUCCACAUUGUAUCAUCUGAAGAAAGCCACUGUUCCCACACAGUCCAUCUGUAGGGUAUUUUAUGCACCCCAAACUGCAGGAUCCCAGUUCGUAUGCCCACUUUCAUUCAGGUGGCUCCACUACACAGCUAAUGAGAAAGAGAUGCAAAAUUUGCAAUACCUUUUUCUCUCUUAUACAUGCAUUUGGACAAAGAGAAAAAUAUAAUAGAUUCAAAUAAAAAAUGUACAGGGGGAUGGAUCCUUGGAGAAGAAAAUGUAGCCCCUGGUCCCCAGCUGUUCAAUGCUUCAAAAUAGGCUCUGGGCAAAGAACAAGGUUAAGCCUCAAAUAGCAUCGUAUACACCCCACUCCAUUAAAAUCACUGUGGGAAUUGAAUCAUGGAGUUGAGUCAUCAGUAAUGAUUGCAGGUUAUUCAGUGCACCAUAUUUACAGACAAUAGAUAAGUUUUAGGUCGUAUUCUUCUGUAUCAAAAUAGAAUUCACAGUCCAUAAAUUACCUGUUUGAAGGAUAAAAUUCCAUGGUUUUUAGUAUAUUUUGGUCUUGCCAUCAUCCCCACUACCUAAUUUCCGUUCAUUUUCAUCAUCCUGAAAAGAAACCCCCUGCUCAUACCAGCCAACCCCAUUCUCUCCACCCGCCAUGCCCUGGGAACCUCUAAUCUGCUUUCUCUGAAAAAUUUUUUUUUUGUUUGUUUUUUUGAGGCAGAGUUUCGCUCUUGUUGCCCAGGCUGGAGUGCAGUGGCGUGAUCUCGGCUCACGACAACCUCCGCCUCCCGGGUUCAAACAAUUCUCCUGCCUCAGCCUCUCAAGUAGCUGGAAUUACAGGCAUGCGCCACCACGCCCAGCUAAUUUUUGUAUUUUUAGUAGAGACGGGGUUUCACUGUGUUAGCCAGGGUGGUCUCGAUCUUCUGACCUCGUGAUCUGCACACCUCGGCCUCCCAAAGUGCUGGGAUUACAGGCGUGAGCCACCACGCCCAGCCUUCUCUGGAUUGUUUUAUCCUGGACAUUUCAUACACAUAGAAUCAUACGAUAGGCUGCCUUUUGUGUCUUCUUUCAGUAAGCAGAAUGUAUUCAUGUGCCUUCGUGUUGUGACAUGUAUCCGUACCUCACCUGUUUAUGGCUGAGUAACAUCCAUUGUGUGAAUAUAACUCAUUUUUCAUUUAUCAGUUGAUGGACAGAUGGGUUAUUUCCAUUUAUUGGCUACUAUGAAUAGUGCCACUUGAAAUAUUCAUGUUCAAGUUUUUGUGUGAACAUAUCUUUUAUUUCUCCUGGGUGUACACCUAGGAGUGGAAUUGCUAGGCCAUAUUGUAAACCUGUGCAUAACUGUCUGAGGAACUGCCAAAUCUUUUGUAUUUGUACAAGCAAUGUAGGAAGGUCUCAAUUUCCCCACAUUAUUGCCAACACUUGUUUGUUUUUUCCAAAAAAUCAGAAAGCAUUUAUUACACUGAAAUGCGUACAUUUCUAUGCCACUCAGUAUAAUUUCAAGUUUGAUCAGCAUCUAAGUAUUUUUACCCCACUUCUAACACCUGAUGAGGAAAUCAAAAUAAGCACACAGCAUUAAAUGACAUUUAUUGUUUCAUAAAUCUUGAGACCCGAAAAGGAAUGGUAAAUCGACAAGCAAAACUUUUAAAACAAGAGAUAAGGGCCAGGCACUGUGGCUUAUACCUGUAAUCUCAGCACUUUGGGAGGUCAAGGUGGGCGAAUCACCUGAGGUCAGGAGCUCAAGACCAGCCUGGCCAACACGGUGAAACCCCGUCUCUACAAAAAUUAGCUGGGCAUGAUGGCAGGUACCUGUAAUCCCAGCUACCUGGGAGGCUGAGGCAGGAGAAUCUCUUGAAGCCUGGAGGCGGAAGUUGUGGUGAGCUGAGAUCUCACUACUGCACUACAGCCUGGGCGACAAGAGCCAGACUCCAUCUCAGAAAAAAAAAAAAAAAAAAAAAGAUAAGCUCACUUCUUUCUCCAGUGAGUGGCAUAGAAAACAUGUAGUCACAUGAGAGCAAUGGGAAAAAGUUAGAAAGUUCUCUGCCUAUAAGGUCUAUAGGAGUUACAGAUAUUUUCAAAUCGAAGAUGAAAAUAGACCGUGCUUCUUUGUAGCAAAUAAUUAACCCCCUUUAUGAAUAAAACAUAAAAUGUCAAAGCUUUUACCCUCUGAGGUGGUUUGUCUUCUGGGAGAGAUUUCAAACUCAAAAUUACUCAUUUCCUAUUUUUGCCUGAACAAAGAUGAGGAUCAAAUAGUACAUUCAAACCUGGGUAAAUGAACACAGAUGCUACAAUUAAAAUGAAGCUUAACUAAAAAAAAAUUUGGGCUGGGCAUGGUGGCUCAUGCCUGUAAUCCCAGCACUUUGGGAGGCUGAGGUGGGCAAAUCACAAGGUCAAGAGAUCAAGACCAGCCUGGCCAACAUGGUGAAACCCUGUCUCUACUGAAAAUACAAAAAUUAGCUGGGCAUGGUGGUGCAUGCCUGUAGUCCCAGCUACUCAGGAGGCUGAGGCGGAGAAUUGCUUGAACCUGGGAGGGGGAGGUUGUAGUGAGCCGAGAUCAUGCCAUUACACUACAGCCUGACGACAGAGCGAGACUCCGUCUCAAAAACAAACAAAAAAAAUCAGAAUUAUUGUAAUUUUUAUUUGUGACUCCACUUUUCCUUUUCUGCAGGGCUAGACUAAAUUCAUUUAAAAUAAUUAUAAAUCUAUUUUGGUGGAUACACAACAUGUAAAGUUGUAAUUUGUGAUAUGAGUAACGUAAAAUGGACAGGCACAAAGCUGCAUAAGAGUGAAGUUUUAGUAUGUGAUUUAAGUUAAGUUGAUACUAAUUCAAAUUAGAUUGUGAUAACUUCAGGAUAUUAUAUGUAAUCUCCAUGAAAAUCACAAAGAAAAUACGUAAAGAAUAUAGAUGAAAUGAGAAAGGAAUCAAAUAGUGUAAGUAUUUUAAAAGUCAGUCAUGGAAGGACCAGAAAAUUCAUAGAUAAUGUGGAAAUUAAACAACACACUGUUAAAAGCCCAAUAAGUCAAAGAUGAAAUCCCAAGGGAAAUUAGAAAAUGUCCUGAGAAAAAUGAAAAUGGAAACACAACAUACCCAAACUUCCGGCAGGCAGCCAAAGCAGUACUAAGAGGUAGAUGCAUAGUGAUAAUUGCUGACAUUAAAAAUGAAGAAACAUUUCAAAUCAACAACUUUAUACCUUACAUAACUAGAAAAAGAAGGGCAAACUAAACUGAAGCUAGCAGAAUGAAGGCAAUGAUAAAGCUUAAAGCAGAGAUAAACAAUUGAAAACCAAUAAAAAUAGGUAAAUUAGAUAACAAAAAGGACAUUACUAAUAGAGUGAGAAGGCAACCUAUGGAAUGGGAGAAAAUAUUUGCAAACCAUAUAUCUGAUAAGGGGUUAAUAUCCAGAAUAUGUAAAGAAAUCCCAGAUGGGCACAGUGGCUCAUGCCUGUAAUCCCAGCACUUUGGGAGGCUGAGGCAGGUGGAUCACCUGAGGUCAGGUGUUUGAGACCAGCCUGGUGAACAUGGUGAAACCCUGACCCUUCUAAAAAUACAAAAAUUAAGCCAGGCAUGGUGGCUGGCGCCUGUAAUCCCAGCAUUUUGGGAGGCUGAGGCGGGCAGAUCGCUUGAGCCCAGGAGUUGGAGACCAGCCUGGGCAACACGGCAAAACCCAUCUCUAGUUUUUUUUAAAAAAGGAAAAAAAAUCAAAGAGGAGAAAACACUUCCUAACUCAUUAUAUAAGGCCCUCCUUACCCUGAUGCCAAAAAGAGACAAAGAUGCUACAAGAACAUAAAACUACAGUAUCCUUUAUCAAUAUUAAUUCAAAAAUCAAUGAAAUACUAGCAAACCUUAUACCAUAAUGAAUGGAUUAUAUAGCAGGAGCACAUGGAAUUUUUUCUCAGAAUGGAAGGAUCGUUCAACAUAGGAAAAUCAGUCAAAGUAAUACACCACAUUAAUAGAAUGAAGGAGAAAAAAGCACAUGGUAGAGAAAAAGCUUUGACAAAACUCAACUCAUUUUUGAUAAAAACAAGGAAUGGCCGAAAACUCCCUUAACAUAAAAAAGACAUAGAUGACAAACCCACAGCUAACACCAUACUCAAUGCUGAAAAACUCAAAGCUUUUCCCCUAAGGCUAUAAACUAGACAAUGAUAUUGGCUUUCAUGACCUUAAUAAAUUAUUGUGGUAAGAAAACCCAUGAGACAUACCCUCCUAACUACUUUUUGUUUUCGUGGGGGUAUUUUUUGUUUUUUGUUUUUUGUUUUUUGUUUUUUGUUUUGAGACAGAAUCUCGCUGUGUUGCCCAGGCUGGAGUGCAGUGGUGCGAUAUCGGUUCACCACAACCACUGCCUUUGGGUUCAAGCAAUUCUCCUGCCUCAGCCUCUCGAGUAGCUGGGAUUGCAAGCACCAGCCACCAUGCCUGGCUAAUUUUUGUAUUUUUAGUAGAGACAGGGUUUCACCAUGUUGGCCAGGCUGGUCUGAAACUCCUGACCUCAGGUAAUCCGCCCACCUCGGCCUCCCAAAGUGUUGGGAUUACAGGAGUGAGCCACCGUGCCCAGCCUACUUUUUUUUUUUUAAGUGUAGAGAAUAGUACUGUUAAUUAUAGAUAUGUUGGUAUACAGCAGAUCUCUGGCACUUAAUUCAUCUUGCUUAACUGAAACUUCAUGCCUGCUUAUUAGAUAUUUUCCCUUUCCCCCAGUCCCUGGCAACCACCAAUCCACUCAUUGAUUCUAUGUAUUUGAUCAUCUUAGAUACCUAAUAUAAUUGGAAUUAUGCAGUAUUUGUCCUUCUGUAACUGGCUUACUUCACCUAGGGUAAUGUCCUCAAGGUUCAUCCACGUUGUCGCAUAUUGCAGAAUUUCUUGAUUUUAAAAAGCUGAAUAAUAUUCUGUUGGAUGUGUAUACCAUGUUGUCUUUAUGCAUCCACUGAGAACAUUAGGUUUUUUCUGUAUCUUAACUAUUGUGAAUAGAAUUUAUGAACAUGGAAGUGCAGGUAUCUGAGAUGCUGAUUUCAAUUUUGGAUAAAUACCCAGAAAUAGAAUUGCUAGAUCAUUUUGUAGUUCUAUUUUUAACUUUUUAAAGAAGCUCCAUACUGUUUUACAUAGCAGCUGCACCAUUUUGCAUCCUCACCAGCAGCAUAAAAGGGUUCCAAUUUCUCCAUAUUUUUGCCAGCACUUGUUAUCUUUUUUUUUUUUUUUUUAAAGGCAAUCCUGACAGGUGUGGGGUGAUAUUUCAUUGUGGGGUUUUGUUUGCAUUUUCCUGAUAAUUAGUGAAUGUUGAGUAUUUUUCAUAUACCUGUUGGCUAUUUAUAUGCUGUUUUGGAAGAAGUCUUUAGCUCAUUUUUAAUUGGUUGGUUUAUUUUUGCUAUUGAUUUGUAGGAGUUUCUUACAUAUGUUGGAAAUUAACCCCACUUUUUCUAUUUAGUAUAGUAUUGGAAGUCCCAGCCAGAGUAAUUAGGUAAGAAAUAGAAAUAAUUCAGCUGGGCGCGGUGGCUCACGCCUGUAAUCCCAGCACUUUGGGAGGCCGAGGCGGGCGGAUCACGAGGUCAGGAGAUUGGGACCACGGUGAAACCCUGUCUCUACUAAAAAUACAAAAAAUUAGCCAGGCGCGGCCGGGCACGGUGGCUCACGCCUGUAAUCUCAGCACUUUGGGAGGCCAAGGUGGGUGGAUCACUUAAGAUCAGGAGUUCGAGACUAGCCUGAUCAACAUGGUGAAACCCCAUCUCUAGUAAAAAAAAAAAAAAAAAAAAAAAAAAAAAAAUUAGCUAGGCUUGGUGGCUCAAGCCUGUAAUCCCAGCUACUUGGGAGGCUGAGGCAGGAGAAUCACUUGAACCCAGGAGGCAGAGGUUGCAGUGAGCUUAGAUCACACCAUUGCACUUCAGCCUGGGCCACAAGAGCGAAACUCCAUCUCAAAAAAAAAAAAAAAUAUGUAUUCAAGAUAACAUAAUCUUAUAUGUCAAAAUUUUUAAUUUCCACCAAAAAAACACAGCGCUAAUAAAGGAAUUCAUCAAAAUUGUUGUGUACAAUUCAAUACACAAAAAUCAGUUGGAAUUCUAUAAACAAGCAGUGAACAAUUCAAAAGGAAAUUAAGAAAAAUUAUGUUUACAUUAACAUCAAAGAGAAGAAAAUACUUAAGAAUUAGCUUAACCAAGGAGAUGAAACGUGUAUAAACUGAAAACUACAAACAUUGCUGAAGGAAAUGAAAGAGAACGUAAAUAAAUGGAAAGGCAACACGUUUAUGGUUUGGAAGACUGACUAUUGUUAAAACGACAGUGCUGUACUACCUAAAGUGAUCUCUAGAUUCAAUGCAAUGCCCAUCCAAAUCCCAACAGUGCUUUCUGCAGAAAUAGAAAAACCCAUCCAAAAACUAAUAUACAGUCACCAGGGACCCCGAAUAGACAAAACAAUCUUUAAAAAGAUGACCAAAGAUUUAUACUUCCUAAUUUCUUCAAAACUACAGUAAUCAAGACAAUAUGGGACUUUUGUAAGGAAAGAAAUAUAGACCAAUGUAAUAGAAUUGAGAACCUAGAGAUAAACCCUAACAUACAUGGUCAAAUGAUUUUCCACAGGAUGCCAAGACCAUUCAAGACAGAAAGAAUAGUCUUUUUCAGCAAACGGUGCUGGGUAAACAGGAUAUCCACAUGGAAAAGAAUGAAGAUGGUACAUUGCCUAACACCAUAUAACCAUAACUCAAAAUGGAUCAGAGAUGUAAGUGUAAGAGCUAAAAACUCUACAACUCUUAGAAGAAAAGAUGGGGGACAAGUUUCAUGACAUUGGAUUUGGCAAUAAUUUCUUGACUGUGGCACUAAAAGCACAGGCAACAAAAGAAAAAAUAAAUUGGACUUCAUCAAAAUUUAAACCUUUUGUGUAUAAAAGGACUUUACUAAGUGAGUUAAAAGACAAUACACAGAAUGGGAUAAAAUACUUUAUCAGAGACACUACAUCUGGAAACUGCAAAUCAUGAAAGGACUGAGAAUGUUUGAGGGUCAGGUAAAAUUAUGGUUAAAAUAUGGUUAAAGGCUGGGUACGGUGGCUCACUCCUGUAAUCCCAGCACUUUGGGAGGGCGAGGUGGGUGGAUCACGAGGUCAGGAGUUCUAGACCAGCCUGGCCAAUAUGGUGAAACCCCAUCUCUACUAAAAAUACAAAAAUUAGCUGGGCGUGGUGGUGGGUGCCUGUAAUCCUAACUACCUGGGAGGCUGACACAGGAGAAUCACUUGAACCCGGGAGUUGGAGGUUGCAGUGAGCCAAGAUCACGCCACUGCACUCCAGCCUGGGCAACAGAGCAAGGCUCCGUCUCAAAAAAAAAAAAAAAAAAAAAGGGUAAAAUGAGGGAAGAGCAGUGGGAGAUGGAGGUGGGUGUUUGGGUGUAAGUAGGGUUUGAUUGUGAAGGCUUUGUGUGUGUCCUGGACUAAAAUAUGUGCCCUUUAUCCUCCUGGACAUGAGCAGUCGACUUUUUUUUUUUUGAGAUGGUGUCUCGCUCUGUCAUCCAGGCUGGAGUUCAAGGGCGCUAUCUUGGCUCACUGCAAGCUCCGCCUCCCGAGUUCACACCAUUCUCCUGCCUCAUCCUCCCGAGUAGCUGGGUCUACAGGCGCCCACCACCACACCCGGCUAAUUUUUUUGUUUUUUGGGGGUUUUUUUUAGUAGAGACUGGGUUUCACUGUGUUAGCCAGAAUGGUCUCGAUCUCCUGACCUCGUGAUCUGCCCGCCUCAGCCUCCCAAAGUGCUGGGAUUACAGGCGUGAGCCACCGCGCCCGGCCGAGCAGUCAACUUCUUAACCCAUUAGUAAAUUGCAGGCAGUGGUGAAUCGUGAUUGGACUCCUGCUUUAGAAACCUCCACACAGUCUCGCGCCUGCAGCCCGUCCCGCGCCAGCCGCUGCGGCCUGCACCGGACCCAGAGCCGCCAUGCCCAAGUGCCCCGCGUGCGACAAGGUGUACUUCGCCGAGAGGGUGACCUCUCUAGGCAAGGACUGGCAUCGGCCCUGCCUGAAGUGUGAGAAAUGUGGGAAGACGCUGACUUCCGGGGGCCACGCUGAGCAUGAAGGCAAACCCUACGGCAACCACCCCUGCUACGCCGCCAUGUUUGGGCCUAAAGGCUUUGGGCGGGGUGGACCCGAGAGCCAUACUUUCAAGUAAACUUGGGUGGGGGAGACUCCAUUCUUGGCCGCUUCCUGGGCCACUGUCCAGGCAAAUGCCAGGCCUCGCCCCCAGAUGCCCAGGGCUCCCUUGUAGCCCCUAAUGCUGUCAAUAAACCUGAACACUUGGGAGAAAAAAAAAACAACUCCACACAAACAGCUGAGUGGAGAAUGGACUUGAGUGGCAGAUCUAGUGAAAGAUAAAGAAAAUUCACAGGAGACCUUGUGGGGCUCUAGGAAGGAGAUUGAGACAGAGGUGGGGUUUCUGGGUGGAGAUGAAAGGUUUGAGGGAAGAUUAGAGGUGAAGCCUGCGGAGAGGCAAGCAUUAAGAGCAACCCUAAGACUUCAAGCCCCAGAGCCUGAUCUGAGUGCAUGAGGCCACGAUUGAUGGAAGGAAAUUUAGAGCAGGACCAGAUGAUGUGGGCAACAGGGAGAACCAGGAGUUCACUUUGGAAUGGGAUGUCUUUGGUGCAUUCAGGACUCUGUGUCAAGAUGUCUAACAGGCAGUGGGAGAGUGGGAUGUGCAGACUGGUCAGGAGUGAAAUCUGGGCCAGGCAAUCCUAGCACUUUGGGAGGCCGCGGCGGGCGGAUCACUUGAGGUCAGGAGUUCAAAACCAGCCAGGCCAACGUGGUGAAACCCCGUCUUUACUAAAAAUACAAAAUUUAGUGAGGUGUGGUGACGGGUGCCUGUAAUCCCCGCUACUCAGGAGGCUGAGCCAGGAGAAUCACUUGUACCUGGGAAGUGGAGGUUGCAGUGAGCCGAGAUUGUGCCACUGCACUCCUGCCUGGGUGACAGAGCAAGACUGUCUCCAAAAAAAAAAAAAAAGGAGAUCUGGGCUGGAGUUAUCCAUGUGGGAAUCCUUCUCUUCAGGAACACGGUUUGAGCACCUGCCCUGUACCGGUCACUGGGUGUGGUGUCAGGGAUGCCUCUGUGAAUGAGAUGCCAUGGGCUCAUCACCAGGAAGGGGGCACACAAGCACUGGGCAUCUCCUGUGAAAGUACUGUGCUAAAUGGCCCCAAGCAGUGGUCAAAGAGCCCCACAUCCAGUCUGGGCACUUCAGGAAGCAUCCCUGAGGAAGAGCCACGUGAGUGGAGACUUGGGGAAUUGGCAGGGGUCAGCCAGGCACAGACAGAUGAGAAAGAUGCCUGAGGAAAAAAAAACAUGUGCAGAGGCCAGACUGAGAGAGCGCAGGCCCUGCAGGCACAUAGAGACAUUCAGUGCGGCUGAAGCACAGGGACCGGGGACCUGGAGUGGAGGUUGGCCACAGAGAUGGGGCUGGAGGAACGGACGAAAACUUGAUGAGCCAGGCAAGUGGAGGGUUGGGACUUCACCCAGUGGACCCUUGCAUCCAAAGUCUUAUAUGUUUUUCUUUUUUUUUUUUUUUGAGAUGGAAUCUUGCUCUGUUGCCCAGGCUGGAGUGGAGUGGUGCAAUCUUGGCUCACUACAACUUCCGCCUCCCAGGUUCAAGCAAUUCUCCUGCCUCAGCCUCCCAAGUAGCUGGGACUACAGGUGUCUGCCACAACGCCUGGCUAGUUUUUGUAUUUUUAGUAGAGAUGGGGGUUUCACCAUAUCGGCCAGGGUGGUCUCGAACUCCUGACCUUGUGAUUCACCAGCUUUGGCCUUCCAAAGUGCUGGGGUUACAGGCAUAAGCCACUGCACCCGGCCUUAUAUUUUUCUUAAUUCUGGAAAGUUCUCAGUUGCUUUUCUUUCUCUCUCAAAGACUUCGGUUCCAUGAAGCGGAGUUAAUCACACUCCUUAGUUCAUGGUGUUCUGCCAUCUGCAGACUGCCCAAGACCGUCUCUUAUGUUCUUUAUCUACUUUUCCCAUCCCAUUCCUCCUUCCUUCCCCAACACAUCAUUAAAUACAUAUGGCUCCUGGGGAAUAUACGGUGAUGUUUUAUGCAUAUGCAUGUGUAUAAAAUUUACAUAAAUGCAAUGGGACUUAGUCUUUAAUCUUCCCCCUCACCCAUUUUGGCUCUGUUUUUUGUUUUUUUUUUGUUUUUUUUUUUUUUUCCUUUUUUUUGGAGACAGAGUCUGGCUCGGUCACCUAGGCUGGAGUGCAGUGGCGCGAUCUCAGCUCACUGCAAACUCCAUUUGGCUCUAUUUUUAAAGCUCUUCGUUUCUUCUUGAGAUGUAGUCUCACUCUUACUGUCCAGGCUGGAGUGCAAUGGUUGGUCUCAGCUCACUGCAACCUCCGCCUCCUUGGUUCAAGCGAUUCUCCUGCCUCAGCCUCCCGAGUAGCUGGGGAUUACAGGUGCCCACCACCACGCCUGGCUAAUUUUUGUAUUUUUAGUAGAGAUGGGGUUUCACCAUGUUGGCCAGGCUGGUCUUGAACUCCUGACCUCAGGUGAUCCACCCACCUCGGCCUCCCAAAGUGCUCGGAUUACAGGCAUAAGCCACCGCUCCUGUCCAAAGCUCUUCGUUUCUAUGUGCACACCCAAUUCAUGACAUCUGGCUGCUGCUCACAUACUCCUGUAAUCAUGGACACCUAGGUUGCUUCCAACUCCCAAGCACUACAAAGGAGCAGCACGAGGGAACUCAAGAGUUGACGGAACUGUCCUGUACCUUAACUGUAGUGGUGGAUACAUGACUGUAUGCAUUUGUCAAAACUCAUAGAUCUAUACAUCUAAAAUAUUGAAUUUCACUGUAUGUAACUUUAAAAAUUCAAUGAAAAUACGGUGGUGGUGAACAUCCCUUCAACUUCCUUCUUAUAGAUGAGAAUUUCUCUAAUUCAGGGUUUCCUGGCACUACUGACAUUUUGAGCUGUAGAGUUCUUUGUGGUGGGAGGGCUGUUCUAUGCAUGGCAGGAUGGUGAGCUGCAUCCCUGGCCUCUACCCACUAGACACCACUAGCAUCUCCCCACCCAAGUUGUGAACCAAAAAUGUGUCCAUACAUUGUCAAAUGCACUCCGAGAUCAAAACAGUCUUUUGGAAGCCACUACCCCACCCUCUUGUGUACCAGGAUAUCUAGGUACAUAUUUACAUAAAUAUGAGUUUACAUCAUAAAUUUGUGUCAAAGCAGGCACAGAGCUCAGUUUUCCUGUUUAUCAGUAUAGUUAUUGUGAAGCAUGCUACACUACAACAGAAGAACGUAGUAAUACGUGAAUGCAUCAGUUAAUCACCAAAUAACCACCCAUAUAAUCACAGCCCAGGCCAAGAAGCCUCUCCCAUGACCUACCUUCUGUUUCAUUCUCUCCUUAAGCAGUGUCAAACAUGCUGCUAUACCCAUCCUGAGUUAUUUGUUAUGUUUUUCAGUUUUGGAAUCUCCAAACUGGUUCUUUUCUACAGUUUGCUCAACAUUUAAAUUUUACCUCUUGGAAUACUGUUGAUAACUCACAUGACUUGAGCACCUAUGGUUCUAUUUCUGUUGUCUUGUUUCCUCGGCUUUGUCUUAUUGUCCUCUUAUAUUGGUUGCUGUUGAACAAGUACCAUAUAUUGCAUGGAAAUAUUAGAUUGAUGACAAAGAUGUUAGUAUCCUGCAGAGAGACUGUUUGCUUCUGGCUGAUGACUGUGGGGUAUUAACGAUCCAGGUGGUUUAAAGGUGGGUUCUGUACUGGGAAGUCUUAUCUUUGUCAAGCUCCUUACUACACCGUAUCCCUGAGGGUCUCAAACCAGAGUGUGCAAGUUACCUACAACCCUCCAUGCUGCUACUGGACUUCAGUAUUUUUUUCAAACAGACUCACAAAUAUGUCAAAACAAACCUGACUUCUCACUCAGUGGCUCCUUCCAGAAUCUGUGGCAUAAGAAGCAGUCCCAAAUACCAGGGUCAUAUUCCUGAUUUCCUUCUGCCAGAUAUUGGCACUGUUUUCUCUGCUUUCCCAUCCCUUUUGUUAAAUAUAGUGAACCCCAAGUUUCUCUUCAAAGAAUCAGUAUGUCACUGUGUUCAGCUCUCUUAGAUUCUCCAUUUUAAAGUUUAACUUCCUGGUUCCCUUUGCCCACUUGCUUCUAGUUUUGGUAAACAACUUUCACACCAGUCUUAAUCAGUAGUUGGCGUCUGUUCCCCUGGUCACCUGCUCUAUCCUGACUCACCCCUGGUAAACUUGCUCUUACCUCAGUCGCCUUUAGUUACCUGUUCUAACCUUCCUUUCUGCCAAACUACUCACCCCACCACUCCAGCUUGUACUCCUGCUUUUUUUAAAAAACAGCCAAUCAGAAUUAGCUUAGACUGUGUGGUCCAACCGUAACCAAUAAGGGAAUGACACAGCAGUAGGGGCCACCUGCAUGAGGAAUAAGAACUCCUUCUCUUCCCCUGUCCAGGUGUGCUCUCACCAUUGUUCCAUCUGCAAUGAGCACUGUUUCUGCAGAAAAUAAAAACUGCCUUGCUGAGAAAAUUAAUGUUUGAGUGCUAUUCCUUUGCAGCACCAGGGAACAAGCAUUUUGUUUCUAACACUUUGAUGCUGUUCAACUUUCUAAUAUUUUCUUCAGCUUUGAGCUGUACUCAGUGCAAAGAUCAAUAUGUUGUUUAUUUGUUAUUGCCAGAGUCAAGUUCAUUUUUUGAAUUAUUGUAUUGCUACAUCAUAGACUAAAUGGAUUUCUUAUGGAUUUUUUUUUUUUUUUUU
Messenger RNA from Gorilla gorilla gorilla (western lowland gorilla), 15885 nucleotides. RefSeq names its product cysteine-rich protein 1-like. The record is from RefSeq and is a predicted model, not a curated record. NCBI's taxonomy places the organism in Eukaryota, Metazoa, Chordata, Mammalia, Primates, Hominidae. Bases 11098 to 11328 code for a protein of 76 amino acids. Gene Ontology annotation, molecular function: zinc ion binding. Gene Ontology annotation, biological process: intrinsic apoptotic signaling pathway in response to DNA damage; regulation of gene expression. The transcript has a single exon.